CGGGCCCCGCCCACAGGCGGCUGCCUCCACCUGGGCCCCGCACCCGUUCGCUUUGGGCUGACCCAGCCCCUGGCCGAGCAGGAAGCCCUGAGGCCAUUCUCUUCUAAGGACCCGCCUUCGGGCCUCUCCUUCAGGAGACCUGUCACUUGCCAGGUGUCCACCUUGUGGAGAUCCCCACAGGGACCAUGUGAUUUGCGCACAAUUUGCAAGUCAUUGGCUGAUGUUUCCUAGGGUGAAAGGCCAGCUGAGAAACGACAGGGCCCAGUGCCUGGUCUGUGACCCUCUGCCAAGACCACUCAUUUUACACGGUGGGCCCCUUGGCUACACUGCCAGCAUGGAUGAUGGCCCCGGGGGCAGGGGUGGGUGUCUGCGGCCUGGAGAGGAAAGGCAGCCAGAGCUGGCGAGAGCGGGCACCUUUCAUUGUAGCGUCACCAGGCCGACCACAGGCCAGGCAGUGCCCUGGGGCAGACACUACAGAGACCUGGCAGAGGGAGCUUUGCAACCCACCCCUCCAGGCUGAGCCGAGGGCAUCUCCACUGGCGGAUCAUUCCUCGCUGUGUUGAGUCUUAAAGAUAUGCGUCCCCUUGACUAACUUGCUCAGAGUGACCCACCAGAAAGACACAGUCCUGCAGGUCCAAGACACCCAAUGUCUGCAGGUAUCUUCACAGCGUCACCUGACGCAAUGGCAUUUGGUGGAAACGUGAAUGCCUAGGACAGGGGACGACUGGCUUGAGUGCAUGAAUAACCGUGUAUCCUUUCCAGGACAGUGCGCAGGAGCCCGAGGUGCUCGGCAGGGUCACCUGCUGUCCUCUCAGACUCAUGACCAGUGACGAGCAGGGAAGAUAAGGAAGUGGCAGGAGCCCACAGGAGCAGAGCCGGAGGGCAGCCCACUGCUGGGGUGGGAGUGUGACUGUCAGAACCUUCGAGGGACUGCAGCACCCCCUGACCUGACACCAGAGCACCCACGCUUCUCAGAGACCACAGUCAAAGCUGCAUAGUGGUGGCUUUCAGAGCUGUGGACAUGGCUGGCUGAUUGGGGGAGCCGCCCUGUGCGCUGCAGGGUGCUGAGCAGAAUAGCUGGCCUCCCCACUAGGGCCUUCUCCCUCCCCAGGAUCUGACAGUCAGGAGUGUCUCGACACUGCCCCGUGUCCCCUGGGAGGCAGAGGGUCGGUGUUAAUGCAACACUUUUCUUGGCAGCAACUGAAGCAGCAGCGGGACAAGCUGAAGCAGUACCAGAAGAGGGUCACACUGCAGCUGGAGCGGGAGCGGGAGAUCGCCCGGCAGCUCCUGCGGGAAGGCAGGAAGGAGCGGGCCAAGCUGCUGCUCAAGAAGAAGCGGUAUCGGGAACAGCUGCUGGACAAGACAGAAAACCAGAUCACCAGCCUGGAGACCAUGGUCCAGAGCAUUGAGUUCACCCAGAUUGAAAUGAAGGUGGUGGAGGGGCUGCGGUUUGGAAACGAGUGUCUGAGUAAGAUGCACCAGGUGAUGUCCAUAGAGGAGGUGGAGCGGGUGCUGGACGAGACUCAGGAGGCUGUGGAGUACCAGCGGCAAAUUGAUGAGCUGUUGGCAGGAAGCUUCACUCAGGAGGACGAGCAGGCCGUCCUGGAGGAGCUGGAUGCCAUCACUCAGGAACAAAUCGAUCUCCCAGAGGUUCCUUCAGAGCCCCUUCCUGAGAAGAAACCAGAGAAAGUCCCCAUCAAGGCCAGGCCCAGGCAGGCGGACCUGGUGGCAGCCUCCUAACUCAGCCCCCUUGAGCAGGACUGGCAGGGACUCCUCGGGACUGGGGCCCACAGAGAGCUUGGGUGUAUGGCCAGCCCUGACCGGGCUCCCAGGAGGCCAGUGCCAGGCCAGGCCAACGGUGCUGAUGGUGCAGUGCAUGCGGGGAUCCUGUCAGGGAGACUCCAUGGAGCCUUCCCAGGGUCAGGAUCUUCUGCCUCGCUCUCAUUUCGGAUUAAAUGGCAACAUUCAAACCCUCUCGCCAAACGCAAACACAGCUUCUGAAGCUGUGGCUCCCAUGAGGCCAUGGACAGCUGGACACACCUGGUGCUGUUCACACUUCCUAUUCCUGGCCCCCGAGGGCCCAUGGCCACUGGCUUCUGUCAGAAACCUCUCCAUGCUCUGUGUCUGCAUUUGGGGGUGUGGCCGGGAAGGGCCCAUCCCUGUUGCAUUGAUGACCCCAGGAGCCCUGACCAGCUGUCACUUGUGGGUCCUGCUGAGAACAGACAUUACAAGACAGCCAGCGUGUCCUGCUGGGGUUCCUGGAGGUGCUGACAGGAUACAUGUGUCUAUGGGACUCCCUGUGGCCAAGACCUGGGAACCUGCAGAGGCCUGGGCCUGCUGACCUGUCAGCUCUGAGCUGUCACCACCAGAGCUGGCCGUGGAGGUGGAGUUGCUUCACUGGAUCACGGUUCACUCUGGGAUUAGUCUCGCUGGGGUUUCACUCCCAACAGGAACAGAAACGAGACCUCCCCAGCCCCGCGAACAGGUUGGCCCCCAUUAAAGUUGACCCUGCA
This is a messenger RNA of Miniopterus natalensis, 2513 nucleotides long. Lineage: Eukaryota; Metazoa; Chordata; Mammalia; Chiroptera; Miniopteridae. The record is from RefSeq and is a predicted model, not a curated record.